This is a messenger RNA of Penicillium daleae, 384 nucleotides long. RefSeq lists its product as uncharacterized. The record is from RefSeq and is a predicted model, not a curated record. Bases 1 to 384 code for a protein of 127 amino acids. The transcript has 3 exons. Lineage: Eukaryota; Fungi; Ascomycota; Eurotiomycetes; Eurotiales; Aspergillaceae.
AUGAAGUGCCAACUUGUGAUGUCCCUCGCAACUAUCGCCUCGGCGGCAUCGUUCGAGAAGAGAGCAACCUACAGCGGUGUCGCUACAUUCAAUAACUACGCCGCGCAGAGCAACACUGUAUGUGGUCCCAAGACCGGUGUCUCCGGCACUUACGGAGUUGCCAUCGGUGACCUUUCCCCCAAUAUCUGGAGCGGUAACAAAUGUAGCGGGUCAAUCGAUUAUUCUAAAUGUAAUGGUCAAAACCCCAUCUCCGGAUAUACUGGUCCAGCAUGCCCAACUACCACCUGUGGUGAGUGUUUCCAGGUCUGCAACGCUGGUGGAUAUGGAGGCGCCUCUGUUGGCGGGGUUGGUAAUUGCAUCACGGUGAAUGUGAUUGACGCGUGA